CCGGAAGUACUAUUUUCUUGUUGCUGACGGGUGCCAAUUUAACUUGCAUUGUGCCUUAGGCUUGUUAUCAACACGUUUCAGUCAUGGACACAUUUGGAGACGAAUUUAAUAAGUAUCGUUCGCCGCUGGUGUCACGAUAUGCCAGCAAGGAAAUGGCCUAUAAUUUCAGUGACAGGAAGAAAUUCACAACAUGGAGAAAACUGUGGAUCUACUUGGCCAAAGCUGAAAAGGUGUGAGCUAUAAUUAGCAAUUUAGCUAGCUAGCCAGCUAGCUGUAAUCUUGGCAAGUUAUCAUGAAUGAGCAUGCAUGCCCUUGUCUAUGUUUUUGUAGCUAUCUAGGUAUAGUUUUCCAAAUAUAUUUAGCACUUUCUGCUGCAAAAUGAAGUCUAUUUUAACUUUGCGACCUUGAGAGAGUUUUCUCAAGUUCCCUGCUCUAAUUAUAGGAGGAGCAUACAGUAAACAUCAUCAAAAUAUACUGUAUUUGCCUUACAAGACAGAAGAUGCAAACCAAACAAACUAGCUAGUAGGAUGCAGUGUCUUGUGAUAAGCUGUGUAGUAAAAAAUAAACAAAAUACAAAAUAAAAUUGAUGCAUUGCAAGGUUGUGGAUUGGGGAUACAACAAUGCAUGUAGCUAUUCAUCAACAGUACCCAGUUGCCUAAGUCAGGAAAAUGACUGGGAAGGUUGGUAAAGUAAGUUACACUAGUCAGUACUUCAGAUGUAUGCCCAUAUCGUCAAUGAAUCUAGCCUCUCUUUAACUUGAUGACAGGGUUCCAAAUCUCUUUCAGCUAGUUCAGUGACCACACUGCAAAUUCCAAUAUUCCACUGCUGUUGCGCUAAACUACUUGGAAACUGGAUAUAGAUUUCCAGCUAAUCCACAUGAUAAACAAACCUGCAGACUGUGAAACCUAGAUAAGUGUUGUCCAGCAAAAACCUUUAAGAGAAAAACACUAGGCUAUUUUUGAUUAGCUUAAAGAGAAAAAUGACUUCCACCACUCUUCUAAUUUACAGGGAGUGAGUGAGUGUGUGUGUGUGUGUAAUUAACGUUACUAUCAGACAGACCCUCUGUCACAUGCAUCAGCUCAUCUGAUCUGUUAGUGGAAGGGAAAUGGACUACACAAAGGUAAGGUUAUAGGCAGGGCCUAGCCUAUGGGCAAAAAGUACAAAAUACAGAUACAAAAUACCAUAAAGAUCAAUGUUUCAAAAUACUUGGACAAAUAUAUUUGCAAGUAGCCGGCCCGAACAGCAACAACAUUCUCAGUAACUGUUUUACUUUUACUGUGAUAUGUUGUUGUUUAACUACCUUAGUUGAGCAAGUCACUCUGGUAAGCAUGUCUGCUAAAUCACCAAAAUGUAAAUGGAUAUGGGAAAGUGAACAUACCAAAAUGAACUACACAGCACACAGUGUAUUGUUUUGGGGCAGAGCUAUUAGAAUAAUACUCAACAUGCUUUGCAAUUGUUGCAAUUUCUAUAUUUAGUGCUAUCCGACUUCUGAUACCAAUGCAGGGUGAAAGUGGGGCCACAAAAAUGGUAUAGAAAAGUAUUUUGAAAAUACAAAAAUACAUUGGACUGUAGUUCAGCCCAGUGUAAUUCAAAUGACAAAAUACUCUGAAGGAAUUAAAAUACGUAUUUCAAAUACAUGUAACAGAAAUACUGCCUAUGGCGCCUUUUAGUAGCUCCACCCAGAGCAGGUUUGGCUCCAAUGUCUCUCUGUUGAAAUCUGCUGGGGUGGGGUUUGUGUCAAAAAUAGCCAGGCCAAAAUGUCAGGGUAAUAGGACACCCCCUGAGAGUUAGCGUCUACUCUCUUCACUCUCCGUCCUUCUCCUUGGCCCUAAGUAACCCCUUCUAUGUUUUCAGAUAUGUAAGUUGUAAACUCCACCACUGCACUGCUUAUAGCCUACCUAUUCAGAUCCAAGGAAAAAACAUUUAAGUGUUACUUAUGGCUAAGGGGAAGGGAGGGAGUUGAGACUGUAUCUUUCUGCCCAGUAAUGUCGCUCCCUGUUCUCAUUAACACAAGGCCAACCUCCUCUGCUACUCGAACAACACAUUAGAUUUUUCAAUGGUUUUAAAGUAGACCUGCUACCAUAACAAAGAUUGUGCUGGAAUAGUUUUCCUAGUUUCUGUGUGAGAUAUGGAGCAAAACAACCACCUCUAGCUGUCUGUUUGAAAGUGAUCUGAAAACGUUGACCCACUUUCUGGACAGUUCCACCUCACAUCCCAUUGACACAAUUGGCAUACUUGUAUUACAUAGUAGCCUACAAUGUGCAACUACAGUGGGGAAAAAAAGUAUUUAGUCAGCCACCAAUUGUGCAAGUUCUCCCACUUAAAAAGAUGAGAGAGGCCUAUAAUUUUCAUCAUAGGUACACGUCAACUAUGACAGACAAAAUGAGGAAAAAAAAUCCAGAAAAUCACAUUGUAGGAUUUUUUAUGAAUUUAUUUGCAAAUUAUGGUGGAAAAUAAGUAUUUGGUCAAUAACAAAAGUUUCUCAAUACCUUGUUACAUACCCUUUGUUGGCAAUGACACAGGUCAAACGUUUUCUGUAAGUCUUCACAAGGUUUUCACACACUGUUGCUGGUAUUUUGGCCCAUUCCUCCAUGCAGAUCUCCUCUAGAGCAGUGAUGUUUUGGGGCUGUCGCUGGGCAACACGGACUUUCAACUCCCUCCAAAGAUUUUCUAUGGGGUUGAGAUCUGGAGACUGGCUAGGCCAUUCCAGGACCUUGAAAUGCUUCUUACGAAGCCACUCCUUCGUUGCCCGGGCGGUGUGUUUGGGAUCAUUGUCAUGCUGAAAGACCCAGCCACGUUUCAUCUUCAAUGCCCUUGCUGAUGGAAGGAGGUUUUCACUCAAAAUCACAUGAUACAUGGCCCCAUUCAUUCUUUCCUUUACACGGAUCAGUCGUCCUGGUCCCUUUGCAGAAAAACAGCCCCAAAGCAUGAUGUUUCCACCCCCAUGCUUCACAGUAGGUAUGGUGUUCUUUGGAUGCAACUCAGCAUUCUUUGUCCUCCAAACACGACAAGUUCUAUUUUGGUUUCAUCUGACCAUAUGACAUAUGACAUUCUCCCAAUCCUCUUCUGGAUCAUCCAAAUGCACUCUAGCAAACUUCAGACGGGCCUGGACAUGUACUGGCUUAAGCAGGGGGUCACGUCUGCACUGCAGGAUUUGAGUCCCUGGCGGCGUAGUGUGUUACUGAUGGUAGGCUUUGUUACUUUGGUCUCAGCUCUCUGCAGGUCAUUCACUAGGUCCCCCCAUGUGGUUCUGGGAUUUUUGCUCACCGUUCUUGGGAUCAUUUUGACCCCACGGGGUGAGAUCUUGCGUGGAGCCCCAGAUCGAGGGAGAUUAUAAGUGGUCUUGUAUGUCUUCCAUUUCCUAAUAAUUGCUCCCACAGUUGAUUUCUUCAAACCAAGCUGCUUACCUAUUGCAGAUUCAGUCUUCCCAGCCUGGUGCAGGUCUACAAUUUUGUUUCUGGUGUCCUUUGACAGCUCUUUGGUCUUGGCCAUAGUGGAGUUUGGAGUGUGACUGUUUGAGGUUGUGGACAGGUGUCUUUUAUACUGAUAACAAGUUCAAACAGGUGCCAUUAAUACAGGUAACGAGUGGAGGACAGAGAAAACUCUUAAAGAAGAAGUUACAGGUCUGUGAGAGCCAGAAAUCUUGCUUGUUUGUAGGUGACCAAAUACUUAUUUUCCACCAUAAUUUGCAAAUAAAUUCAUUAAAAAUCCUACAAUGUGAUUUUCUGGAUUUUUUUUCCUCAAUUUGUCUGUCAUAGUUGACGUGUACCUAUGAUGAAAAUGACAGGCCUCUCUCAUCUUUUUAAGUGGGAGAACUUGCACAAUUGGUGGCUGACUAAAUACAUUUUUUCCCCACUGUACUACAAACUGCAAUGUUGCAACAAUGUUUCAGCUUAAUAAAAGCCAGAGAAGACUUGAUAAAGUAGCUAGCGCUUACUCUGGGAUAUGCUUCCAGUGUAGCAGCUAAAAAACCUCCAAUGACAGGCUGUACUGCUUUCACUACGCCCCUAGGGUACCAGCUUUAACUGUCUCUCCUCCUCUUGUCCUCCCUUCUCCAAGGCUCUUGGCCUGCCCGUCACCGAAGCCCAGGUGGCAGAGAUGGAGAGCCACGCUGAGGACAUCGACUUUGCCAUGGCGGCAGAGGAGGAGAAAAAGCUGAGGCACGACGUCAUGGCCCACGUGCACACCUUCGCCCACUGCUGCCCCACCGCUGCUCCCAUCAUCCACCUGGGCGCCACUUCCUGUUACGUGGGAGACAACACAGUAAGAGAGGCCCAGUCCCAAAUAGACCUCUAGACCUGAGAUGGUUUGAGAGGUGUAGGCAUUGUUACCUAGUAGGCUAGGUGAAAGUUUGACCAUAUUGCUUAUACCAAUCAAAUCCUCUUAGAUCUCCACAAGGGCAAUUGCCUUGGAGGUUCAUUUUGGAUUGGGACAUGUAUCCUACAUGCAACAGACUGCAGACAGUUACUUUUAGACCCAAAGGACCAUGUUAUUUUAGGAUGAGUGUGCUGAAUGGUCACGUUUGUUUCUCAUGGGUGUAUAUAUACACUGCUCAAAAAAAUAAAGGGAACACUUAAACAACACAAUGUAACUCCAAGUCAAUCACACUUCUGUGAAAUCAAACUGUCCACUUAGGAAGCAACACUGAUUGACAAUAAAUGUCACAUGCUGUUGUGCAAAUGGAAUAGACAACAGGUGGAAAUUAUAGGCAAUUAGCAAGACACCCCCAAUAAAGGAGUGGUUUUGAAGGUGGUGACCACAGACCACUUCUCAGUUCCUAUGCUUCCUGGCUGAUGUUUUGGUCACUUUUGAAUGCUGGCGGUGCUUUCACUCUAGUGGUAGCAUGAGACGGAGUCUACAACCCACACAAGUGGCUCAGGUAGUGCAGCUCAUCCAGGAUGGCACAUCAAUGCGAGCUGUGGCAAGAAGGUUUGCUGUGUCUGUCAGCGUAGUGUCCAGAGCAUGGAGGUGCUACCAGGAGACAGGCCAGUACAUCAGGAGACGUGGAGGAGGCUGUAGGAGGGCCUUUGUGCAAGGAGGAGCAGGAGGAGCACUGCCAGAGCCCUGCAAAAUGACCUCCAGCUCAUGUGUCUGCUCAAACAGUCAGAAACAGACUCCAUGAGGGUGGUGUGUGGGCCCGACGUCCACAGGUGGGGGUUGUGCUUACAGCCCAACACCGUGCAGGACGUUUGGCAUUUGCCAGAGAACACCAAGAUUGGCAAAUUCGCCACUGGCGCCCUGUGCUCUUCACAGAUGAAAGCAGGUUCACACUGAGCACAUGUGAUAGACGUGACAGAGUCUGGAGAUGCCGUGGAGAACGUUCUGCUGCCUGCAACAUCCUCCAGCAUGACCGGUUUGGCGGUGGGUCAGUCAUUUGCUCGCCACAGGUAGCCUGACUGCCAUUAGGUACCGAGAUGAGAUCCUCAGACCCCUUGUGAGACCAUAUGCUGCUGCGGUUGGCCCUGGGUUCCUCCUAAUGCAAGACAAUGCUAGACCUCAUGAGACUGGAGUGUGUCAGCAGUUCCUGCAAGAGGAAGGCAUUGAUGCUAUGGACUGGCCCGCCCGUUCCCCAGACCUGAAUCCAAUUGAGCACAUCUGGGACAUCAUGUCUCUCUCCAUCCACCAACGCCACGUUGCACCACAGACUGUCCAGGAGUUGGCGGAUGCUUUAGUCCAGGUCUGGGAGGAGAUCCCUCAGGAGACCAUCCGCCACCUCAUCAGGAGCAUGCCCAAGCAUUGUAGGGAGGUCAUACAGGCACGUGGAGGCCACACACACUACUGAGCCUCAUUUUGACUUGUUUUAAGGACAUUACAUCAGUUGGAUCAGCCUGUAGUGUGGUUUUCCACUUUAAUUUUGAGGGUGACUCCAAAUCCAGACCUCCAUGGGUUGAUAAAUUUGAUUUCCAUUGAUCAUUUUUGUGUGAUUGUGUUGUCAGCACAUUCAACUAUGUAAAGAAAAAAGUACUUAAUAAGAUUAUUUAAUUAAUUCAGAUCUAGGAUGUGUUAUUUUAGUGUUCCCUUAAUUUUUUUGAGCAGUGUACAUCUUUGAGAUUAUUAUGCAUAAUGACUGAUAUGCCUGCUGUUUUUCCUCUCAGGAUUUGAUCGUGCUUCGUGACGGUUUUGACAUUCUCCUGCCGAAGGUAAGUUAGUGGUUAGAGACCAGGGAGGAUUAGUACUACUACCCCUAGGGCAGCACUAGAUACUGAUAUUAUACUGUAAAGUUAUGUGCGUCUUUGUGUUGAAAAUGUCUGAGAAAGUCAACCAAGUAUGAUACUGUACAGUCGUGGUCAAAAGUUUUGAGAAUGACACAAGUAUUGGUCUUCACAAAGUUUGCUGCUUCAGUGUUUUUAGAUAUUUUUGUCAGAUGUUACUAUGGUAUACUGAAGUAUAAUUACAAGCAUUCCAUAAGUGUCAAAGGCUUUUAUUGACAAUUACAUUAAGUUCAUGCAAAGAGUCAAUAUUUGCAGUGUUGACCCUUCUUUUUCAAGACCUCUGCAAUCCGCCCUGGCAUGCUGUCAAUUAACUUCUGGGCCACAUCCUGACUGAUGGCAGCCCAUUCUUGCAUAAUCAAUGCUUGGAGUUUGUCAGAAUUUGUGGGUUUUUGUUUGUCCACCCGCCUCUUAAAGAUUGCCUACAUGUUCUCAAUGGGAUUAAGGUCUGGGGAGUUUCCUGGCCAUGGACCCAAAAAUGUCGAUGUUUUGUUCCCCAAAAGUUAUCACUUUUGCCUUAUGGCAAUGCUGGAAAAGGCAUUGUUCUUCACCAAACUGUUCUUGGAUGGUUGGGAGAAGUUGCUCUCGGAGGAUGUGUUGGUACCAUUCUUUAUUCAUGGCUGUGUUCUUAGGCAAAAUUGUGAGGGAGCCCACUCCCUUGGCUGAGAAGCAACCCCACACAUGAAUGGUCUCAGGACGCUUUACUGUUGGCAUGACACAGGACUGAUGGUAGCGCUCACCUUAUCUUCUCCGGACAAGCUUUUUUCCGGAUGCCCCAAACAAUCGGAAAGGGGAUUCACCAGAGAAAAUGACUUUACCCCAGUCCUCAGCAGUCCAAUCCCUGUACCUUUUGCAGAAUAUCAGUCUGUCCCUGAUUUUUUUCCUGGAGAGCGGUGGCUUCCUCGCUGCCCUUCUUGACACCAGGCCAUCCUCCAAAAGUAUUCGCCUCACUGUGCUUGCAGAUGCACUCACACCUGCCUAAUGCCAUUCCUGAGCAAGCUCUGCGCUGGUGGUGCCCCGAUCCCACAGCUGAAUCAACUUUAGGAGACGGUCCUGGCGCUUGCUGGACUUUCUUGGGCGCCCUGAAGCCUUCUUCACAACAAUUGAACCUCUCUUUGAAGUUCUUGAUGAUCUGAUAAAUGGUUGAUUUAGGUGCAAUCUUACUAGCAGCAAUAUCCUUGCCUGUGAAGCCCUUUUUGUGCAAAGCAAUGAUGACGCCACGUGUUUCCUUGCAGGUAACCAUGGUUAACAGAGGAAGAACAAUGAUUUCAAGCACCACCCUCCUUUUAAAGCUUCCAGUCUGUUAUUCUAACUCAAUUAGCAUGACCGAGUGAUCUCCAGCCUUGUCUUCGUCAACACUCUUUCACCUGUGUUAACGAGAGAAUCACUGACAUGAUGUCAGCUGGUCCUUUUGUGGCAAAGAGGGACUUUGCAAUUCAUCUGAUCACUCUUCAUAACAUUCUGGAGUAUAUGCAAAUUUCCAUCAUAUAAACUGAGGCAGCAGACUUUGUGAAAAUUUAUAUUUGUGUCAUUCUCAAAACUUUUGACCACGACUGUAUAUCACUCAUCACUUCCGUAAUCUAAAAACAAUUUUCUGUCUCUGUAGUUGGCCAGAGUGAUCGACAGACUAUCAAACUUUGCUGAAAAAUAUGCUGGUCUCCCAACCCUGGGUUUCACACAUUACCAGUAAGUAUGAACGCCUCAGGAGGUACUAACUUCUAUAUUAGUCCAUGAGCGUGACCUUCAAAUUUGGCCCCUCGGGCUCACUUUUGAGGACGAUGUCUCAUAGUGAUUUUCUUCAAGGUCUAUGUCCCUAGAGUUGGAAAAUGUGAUAGCAGUGCAGCAAUGGUAGCUUUCUCACUCUUUAUUCCAUCCCCUGCAUUUGUCCCAUAGGGAUUUUACCCUAUGACAAACAAUGUCAGUGUAGAACAAGUUAUUGCUCACGUAUAGCCUUUAAUCAUAUAUCAUUGGAAAUCUUAGUUUCACAGCUAUCCAUCAGACAUAUUUUUGGAAUGUUCAGGUCAAUAGAACCUUGACCUUUGACCUCCUAGGGUACAUUUUAAGAAUUACCUGUAUAAAUCGCUUAAAAAAGAAACACUGACACAUUCUAAUCUUUGUUUGACAAGUGGUUCUGAAAGGUCAUGAAUUUAACUUUCAAAUGAUUUAUAAUAUAACCAACUUUGAAAGCACCAGCUACAGCUAUUGUUUAAAACGAGGCCAUAUUGUGCCAUUAGAAUGUUGGAAGCUUAGCCAUAGAAUUCCAUGUAGUGGGGCAGAUAUGUUUUUGAAUUGUAACUUUGGUGAUGGAAGCACCACGUUUCACACACACAGCUAGAGCAGGCUUUUAAAAAGAUUUGUGGAUACAGAGCUAUCACAGGAUUCACGUAUUAACCCCACAGAAGCCUUUUUCCAAUAUGGCCGCCAAACAACUCAAUAGGGUCUUAUUGGAUCAAUUUCGCAUGAUCAUACGUCUAUGAAAUAUAAUUGGAGCAUGCCCAAUAAUAUCUUUAAAUGUUCAUAGUGAUGUAGAAUACACAACCAAAUGAGCAAAGUGUGCAGAUAAAAAGAAUAUUCACAGAAUUGUGGUUAGAAUGUGCCCAAAAAGAUUUCUGAAUCGCUGAUUUCUGAAGAUGUCAUGAUCAAUAAUUGUAAUAUUUUAUCUUCAAACAUGUAAAAUGGAUAUGUUCAAGUGAAUAGUCAUGGAUGUGAGCUGAUUAAAAUUAUAUACAAUGUUAUCCUAUUAACUAUUGGUAAUGACCUUUCAGAACCACUUGUCAAACAAAUAUUAAAAUGUAUCAGGGUUUCCUUUAAAAAAAAAUGUAUACAGGUAAUUAUGAUAUGCGCCCAAGAGGUUAUAUUGAUCAGAUUAUUAUUUUUUUUUGUCUGAUUGGUAUCUGUGAAUCAAAGCUUUCCAAUGAUAUAUGAAUAAAGGGUUUACGUGAGCAUAUAACUUGUUGUAUACUGACAUUGUUGUAUACUGACACAUUUCCAACUCUAGGGACAUAGACCUUCAAGGAAAUCACUGAGACAUUGUCAGCCCAAGUGAGCCUGACCCCCCCUCCCCCAUUGUGGAUAUAUCCCAUUUGUCUAUGAACACUCGUGUUCCUCUCGGAUUAAAGAGUGAUAUAUUCAGUGCUUCUGACUCCACUUUAAUCCCUCUGCCUUAUAUUUCUCAGUCUUCAUCUUUCAGUUUAAUUUUUAUUAGAAUCUUUAUUUCUCCCCUCCACAUUUUAGUAUUUUAUUUUAACUUUUCUUCUCCUUCUCUCACCUUUUUAUAUUUUAUAUUUUUCUCAUCCACCUCUCUCUCUCUAUCUAUCUAUACCAGGCCGGCCCAGUUGACCACAGUGGGUAAGAGAGCAUGUCUGUGGCUCCAGGACCUUGUCAUGGACAUGCGGAACCUUCAACGCGGCCGCGAAGACCUGCGUUUCCGUGGGGUGAAGGGUACUACGGGCACCCAGGCCAGCUUCCUGCAGCUCUUCCAGGGGGACCAUGAUAAGGUGGAGGAUCUGGACAGAAUGGUCACCGAGAUGGCAGGCUUCAAAAAGUCAGUUCAAUUUAUAAUUGUAUGUCAACAGUCUCUUGAGUUUCCUAUUUACCACAAGUUUUGUCAUUUGAGCCAAGUAAAAACAAAUCCCUCAAAUCCCUUUUUUAGGUUCAUUUUCUUAAAUCCUGUUAAUUUUUCCUCCCAGGGCCUACAUGGUGACCGGACAGACGUACAGUCGUAAGGUGGACAUCGACUCCCUCUCUCACCUGGCCAGCAUGGGAGCCACCAUCCACAAGGUUGAGAUUAGAUUUUACUUUAGGGGAAAUCAAUUUGUCAUCCUUACAGCCAUAAAUCACACGUCUGUCUACGGAGAAACAAUGCCUCCUGGUGGUCUUUGACAGUAGUGGAAUGACCCACAGGUAAUAAAUUGUACUCUCUUCCUCAGAUCUGCACUGACAUCCGCCUGCUGGCUAACCUUAAAGAGAUUGAGGAGCCUUUUGAAAAGGAGCAGAUCGGUGAGUCGUAAGAAGGAAAUUGGUCCACUUCCUACCCAGGUACAGGGGAAUCUAAUCCCAAAGCUAAGGUGAAUCUCAAUUGUAUUUCCUUGAUUCCUUGCGUCCUCUCUCCUUGCCUCUUUCUUGAAGCGGAUUGGAGCAAAAUAUCAGAAGAUCUUUUCCCUCUGAUCUUCUGCUCCACUGUGCUUCGAGAAGGAGCUGUGGAGGAAGGAUGUGAGGAAUCAAUAAAAACAAUUGAGUUUCAGCCCUAGAUUUCACUUUGAUUAAGGCACCAACCAGUAAACCAUCCUGAUGGCUCAGAGUAAACAGCUAGUUUCAGUUAUUUCCUAAAUGCCAACCCAUUGUUACUUGUCUGGGUCCCACUGACUGUCUCUCCCCCACCAGGCUCCAGUGCCAUGCCCUACAAGAGGAACCCGAUGCGUUGUGAGCGUUGCUGUAGUCUGGCCCGCCACCUGAUAGCGCUGCUCGCUGACCCCCUCCAGACCGCCUCGGUCCAGUGGUUGGAAAGAACACUGGACGACAGUGCCAACAGGAGAAUCUCUCUCCCUGAGUCUUUCCUUACCGCUGACAUCAUCCUCAGCACCCUGCAGAACAUCACUGAAGGCCUGGUGGUCUACCCCAAGGUAGAUUCAUAGAGUAGUAGGCUUUUCCAGCCAGAAAUGAUUGAGGAUUAAAAAAAACAACACCAGAGGCUUAUUUCCAUUGUUGUCCUCAUAAGGUAUUAUCACCAACACAGUCCUUGUCAUUUCAUGAGUAAUGCACACUCAACUACACUUUCCCACAGUACGUCUGUUGGCAAUGACACAUCACAGAGGAACAACAUUCAACUCACACUGUCUUGUAUGUUAUGUAGGGGUGUAACGGUAUACGUAUUCAUACCCGAACCGCUCGGUACGGGGACCUCGGUUUCGUCAGCACUAUGAACCUGAGACAGAAUUGGAGGGUCCUUCAUCAUCAUUUCAAUCUCCAGUUUGGGAACAUUUUGGCUUCCCAGUAGAAGCAAAAAUGUAUUGAACUUAAGAGGAAAUCAACUAAAUGUAUUACAUUUAUUAGAACAUUAAUUUGCCCAAGAUGAUGAUAAGACAUGAAUAAAAUGUAAUUCCUAUUUUCCUUUAACUUUCUGAAGAGGCAACGGCGCGGGAACGCCCCUUUCUGUGUAUAGCCGUAAACAAUGAUGCUAAUGACAACAGUCUUCUGGUAGAUGGAAAGGCUUUCCCAAAAACCUUCUCAAUGAAAUGUUAACUACAAAGUAAUAUAUGUAUACCUGGCAGAAUGAUACACCCAAAAAUGAAAAUGUCUUAGAUUUUUGCUAGACCUAAAAAAAUUAUGUUUGAUGUGGUUUAAGCAUUGUUGUGGGCUUUGAACCUUCAAUGUUGUUUUUUCUAUGAAAGUGAUUUUGACAGUGGAAAACGGGGGACAAUCAGAAACCUGGAAAAACGGAAUUAGCCAAAAAAAUAAACCCAUUUUAUUGGGCCCUACAUUAUAUGGAUCAUAUCAUGAUCUAUUCCUAGGUUAGUUUGACAUAUUUUUCCAAAACUAAAAUUAACUACAGUAACUGUUGGCAUUUAAUUUUCCUGCUGUACCGAAACUGAACCGUGAUCCCCAAAACCGCAAUAUGUACCAAACCCUGGGUUUGGUGAACCUUUACACCCCUAAUGUUAUGUAUCCCUUUCUCAUCAUUAUAAUGUUCAUCUCUCGCUCUUUCUCUAAGGUGAUAGAGAGACACAUCCGUCAUGAGCUUCCCUUCAUGGCUACAGAGAACAUAAUCAUGGCUAUGGUGAAGGCUGGAGGCAACAGACAGGUACUUACCCUUCUAGUACAGCAUGACACAUCACUUAUUAGAACAGAACAUAUUUUUCUCAGACUCCACGUUGCAUAAUUAGUCCUGGAUUAUAUAUUUCCUUUACACUUUUUCCUAGCUUCACUUGAGUGUAGCACAUCUAUUCCUCCGUCUUUAAAAAAAUAUUUAAUUUGAAAAAAUAGUUGAUACAUUGUGUAAUUACAUCGCCUGGAAUAACCAAGAGCACAGGCCAGUCUGAGUAGGCUUUUCAGUUGCAAGUUCGCUGUCACGCAACCUCUGAGUGACAUCGAGGAACAAUGAAGCACAGUUUCGAGACAGGCAUGCUUGCAGCUUUACAGCAAAGAAAAUGCCUCGUCUCUAGCCUAAAUGGUUAAUAAAAUAUGACCCAUAUUACUGGAGCUGCCAUUUUUUUAUCAUUUCACAAACCAUGUUGCGUUCCGUUUUAAACUAAUCCCGGGUUGCUAAUUAUUGGGUUGAUAACAAACAACGUUGUUCAGUCAUGUCAUGUUAACUAGCUAGCUAACAACCUGGUAACUUGACACUAGGUUUAGGCUAAUUUGAUUGGCGCAGGAAGAAAGGGUCUGCUACUCAUGAGAUGUGCUUCAAAGGUAGGAUUAAUAUAGGCCUAAUGUAAGCCUAAACUAUACCAAAAAUAUAUAUCUUUCUGGUGCUCCUUAAAUUCUGUUUGGCGCCUAACGCUUUUAGUUUGGUGCCUAAGUUGGGAACUGUGUGUGUGUGUGUUAGAGAGAGAGCGAGAGAGAGGCCGAUGGAGGGAGGGAGAGUGUGUGUCUGUGUUAACUGAAGAGUAAAUGUUUCAUGCAGUGUUUUCCCCUUACUGCCACAAUGACAUGCAGAUCAUUAUGCAUGUAUAUUCCUUAAUUCUUCCCAUUCCUCCAGACAAAUCACAGGUAGGCCUUUGCAAAUAUGAGCAAAUCAGCCAUUCUAUGCAGUAUUCUAUUAUACAGUGAACAGUGUGAAGUUAAUUCAAUAUGUGUUGUAUUGAGUAAAAGUGUAAAUAUUAGUAACAGGUUUUUGGCGUAGCACAUGCGCAUUAACGUUUGGAAAACGGGAACAAACAUCUAGGGGGGUGUACAGGAUGCUAGGCCACUGAUUGUCCACCAGAGCUGUUGCCAGAGAGUUUAAUGUUAAUUUCUCUACCAUAAGCCGCAUCCGACGUCAUUUUAGAGAAUUUGGCAGUAUGUCCCACUGGCCUCACAACCGAUGACCAUGUGUAACCACGCCAGCCCAGGACCUCAACAUCCGGCUUCUUCACCUGCGGGAUCGUCUGAGACCAGCCACCCGGACUGCUGAUGAAACUGUGUGUUUGCACAACCGAAGAAUUUCUGCACAAACUGUCAAAAACCGUCUCAGGGAAGCUCAUCUGCGUGCUCGUCGUCCUCACCAGGGUCUUGACCUGACUGCAGUAGGGGAUCGUAACUGACUUCAGUGGGCAAAUGCUCACCUUCGAUGGCCACUGGCAUGCUGGAGAAGUGCGCUCUUCAUGGAUUAAUCCCGGUUUCAACUUUACCGGGGAGAUGGCGUGUUGGGGAGCGUUUUGCUGAUGUCAACAUUGUGAACAGAGUGCCCCAUGGUGGCAGUGGGGUUAUGGUAUGGGCAGGCAUAAGCUACGGACAACAAACACAACUGCAUUUUAUCUAUGGCAAUUUUAAUGCACAGAAAUACCGUGAUGAGAUCCUGAGUCCCAUUGUCGUGCCGUUCAUCCGCCGCCAUCACCUCAUGUUUCAGCAUGAUAAUGCACGGCCCCAUGUCGCAAGGAUCUGUACACAAUUCCUGGAAGCUGAAAAUGUUCCAGUUCUUCCAUGGCCUGCAUACUCACCAGACAUGUCACCAAUAUCCAGUUCCCGCCAAUAUCCAGCAACUUUGUACAGCCAUUGAAGAGGAGUGGAACAAAAUUCCAUGGCCACAAUCAACAGCCUGAUCAACUCUAUGCGAAGGAGAUGUGUCCGCUGCAUGAAGCAAAUGGUGGUCACACCAGAUACUGACUGGUUUUCUGAUCCACUCCACUACAUUCUUUAAAAAAUAUAUUUCUGUGACCAACAGAUUCAUAUCUAUAUUCCCAGUCAAAAUCUUUGAAAUUGUUGCGUUUUAUAUUUUUGUUCAGUGUAUUAUUGUGUAAUCACACAGUAACAGUUUCUCUUGUUCUUGCUCUAGGACUGCCAUGAGAAGAUCCGUGUGUUGUCCCAGCAGGCUGCAACCGUGGUGAAACAGGAGGGGGGGGACAAUGACCUCUUGGCCAGGGUCCAGGCUGACCCCUACUUCGCCCCUAUCCUGGGCCAUCUAGACAACAUCUUGGACCCCAAGACCUUCAUCGGCCGCGCCCCCCAACAGGUACUAUACAGAACACCCCAGUACCCGUUAUCUUUGUUUUUCACAACUUGGCCUCAGAGUAUUGUAAUAUCAUUUUAAAAGACCUGUAGUUAAAUAUAAAAGGAUCUCCAGCACACUGGGGGUCUUGAUACAGAUUUAAUGGUGGCAAAAAGAUCCAUUCAAUAUGUUGAGCAUCAAUAUCACUAGUGUGCUCUUUUGUAUUUAGUACAGUAUACAGUUUUUCUCCAUGCACCUGUAGUCGACGCACCCAAACUCAUCAUUCUCUCUCUCUCUCUCUCUCUCUCUCAGGUGGCGAGGUUUCUCUCUGAGGAGGUACGCCCUCUGCUGGAACCUUACAAGGCCCAGAUUGACAUCAAGAUCGAGCUGGAGCUCUAAAACCGGAGACACUCCUGACCUGUAUAACGACUAACCAAAAUCUAAAACUGACCCUUAUCUUAAUCUGAACCUAA
This is a messenger RNA of Coregonus sp. 'balchen', 14807 nucleotides long. The record is from the annotation of a GenBank genome assembly. Lineage: Eukaryota; Metazoa; Chordata; Actinopteri; Salmoniformes; Salmonidae.